Medicago truncatula (barrel medic) is the source of this 1840-nucleotide messenger RNA. RefSeq names its product probable sodium/metabolite cotransporter BASS4, chloroplastic. Gene Ontology annotation, cellular component: chloroplast envelope. The record is from RefSeq and is a predicted model, not a curated record. The transcript is spliced from 13 exons. Bases 164 to 1408 code for a protein of 414 amino acids. NCBI's taxonomy places the organism in Eukaryota, Viridiplantae, Streptophyta, Magnoliopsida, Fabales, Fabaceae.
GUUGGUUCCCACUCGACCACAAAUCAAAAUUUGCUCAUCGUUCCCACCAACCAAUGCCAUCAUCAUACUACCAAUCAUUUCGCGUCUGUACUGUCAUGUCUGUCAACUAGCAAUUGUUGCCAUUACAGUCUGCCUAGUUCAGCCACCGCACUCGACGGAGGUCAUGGCGGGAACCACCGCCCAUUUACUCAUCCUCACGCCACAUUCAUCCUCAUUCCCUCGUCCAAACCCUCUAUUUCUCCCUUCUUCCCGCCCUCGUCAUCUUCCCUCCGCCGUUAAAUCCCUCACUCUACGCCAUCGCCCCACUCCCUUCAGACCAUGUGCUCAAUCCAAUCAGUUAGAUGGUAGUGGUAGUGGAAGCAAAGAGUCAAAAGGAUUGAGCUGGGUUGAACCCAUUUUGAGCUUUGCUAGGGGCAAUGUCUUACCUCUAGCUCUGAUUUCUGCGGUGACGUUAGGAUUAACAUGUCCUAGUCUUGGUUGCGCUGUUGACAAAUAUCAUGUAUCCAAAAUUGGGCCGUUUGGAAUUUUUGUUAUCUCAGGGUUGGUGUUGCGAAGCGAAGAAAUUGGUGCAGCUGUAGAAGCAUGGCCUGUUGGACUCUUUGGGCUAGUAUCUAUUUUAUUUCUUACACCAUACUUUUCCAGGGCAAUAUUACAAAUUCAGCUCCAACCCCAAGAAUUUAUUACAGGGUUAGCCAUAUUUUGCUGUAUGCCAACUACAUUAUCAAGUGGUGUUGCACUUACCCAGCUUGCUGGAGCAAAUACUGCACUGGCUCUUGCAAUGACAGUAAUAUCUAACUUGUUAGGAAUAUUAAUUAUUCCAUUUUCCAUCACAAAAUUUGUAGCUAGUGGAGUUGGAGUGACUUUACCCACCAAGCAGUUAUUUAAAAGUCUUGUUCUUACCAUAUUAAUCCCCCUUAUUUUGGGAAAGGUUCUACGUGAAUCUUUUAAAGAUGUUGCUGACUUUGUUGACAGAAACCGUAAGCUUUUCUCAGGGAUCAGUGCAUUUUUCCUUAGCCUGGUACCUUGGAUACAAGUGAGCAAGUCAAGGUCGCUUCUGUUAAUAGUGAAGCCCAAAGUUUUUCUUGUAGCUAUUGGACUGGGAGCACUUCUUCAUCUGACCUUAUUGGUAUUCAAUAGCAUUGCUGUCCGGAGUCUUUCAAUUAUCUCUGGUGGUGGAAAAUCAACCUUUUCCCGUGAAGAAAAUGCCAACGCACUCAUACUAGUUGCAAGCCAGAAAACAUUACCAGUAAUGGUAGCGGUUAUAGAGCCACUUUGUGGUGCAUUUGGAGAAUCUGGGUUACUGGUUCUUCCUUGUAUUGCAACACAUCUAAUCCAGAUUAUUGUGGACUCUUUUCUUGUCAACUUCAUGCGUCGCAAAGACAAUCCCGGUAAUGUCAAGGUGGCUUAAGAGACGAAAUAUUAGUCAACGUCAUCAUUGAUUGUCGUCUGUGGAUUGAUGAUAUGCUGGAAUAUCGUGAAACACAUCAAGCUACACAUGGAUAUAAGAGUGUUAACAAUUUGCAUGGCAUUUCGUUUUCCACCAUGAGUUGCCAAAAUUAGUAUGCUCUUGUACAUUGUUCAUUCUGGCAGUCCGUCCCAGCAUAUUGUUUCCGAUCUUUAUUUUCAGUCCGUCCCAGCAUAUAGUUGAAUAUAAUGGAUAUGGUAGAAAUAAUCUCUGAUUUCUAUUCACUUAUGGUGGAUUUGUAUUUAUUUCUCUGUCCUUAUACCAAGGCAUCAUGUAAGCAGUUCACCUGAUGGAAGUUGGUUGAUAGCAUAUUUGGACUGACAUAUUAUUAGCUUUUCUGAAAAGCAAUGUAUAUAAGUUCCUUUCAUUGUUUCA